GGUCCGUACUCACUUCUGACAGCCGUCUCUCGAGUCGGAACAAUGUCUAGAAGUAUCAAAACCUUCACAAUUAAAUACAAUUCGAUUAACGAGCACAACACGUUUACGAAUGGCGACACGAUUCAGGGCAGAAUUAUUCUGGAGUUAAGUAAAGAAUUAAGGAUCGAUAAACUUUUUAUAAAGUGUAAAGGGGGUGCCGAUGUGCACUGGACCGAAUCCAGCAGCAGCUCCCGUUCAGAUUCCUACAGCUCUCAUCAGAGAUACUUCAAACUCAAACAGAUUUUUAUCUGGGACAACUCCAAAAUAGGACAGGAUGGAUCCAUACUACUAACAAAUUGGGAGAAAUACGGGAACUUGAUUAUGCCAGGACACCAUACCUUUCCAUUUUCAUUUCAGCUUCCAGAAACGAACAUGCCACCAUCUUUUAAAGGAUCCCAUGGAUCAAUUAAGUAUGUUCUUGAGGCCAAACUGCAUAGAUCAUGGAAGAUCCCUGAAACUGUAGUGAAGGAAUUUACCUUUGUGUCAAAAGUUCCAGAUACCUGUGCUCUUUUAAUGCAGCCUCUUUCUGGGUCUGUAGAACAAAAGAUGAAAUUUUUCACCUCUGGAAGUGCCUCAAUCAAAGCAUCUACUGACAAAAAGGGCUACAUGCAGGUCCUCCUUUAUAUUCCAGGUGAGAGAAUCAAAGUUGAAACCCAUAUUGAAAACUCUUCAUCUCGUGCUCUCAAGCUUAAAUUUAAACUUAAACAAAAACAGACAUUCACUGCCCAGUCUCGGCAUAACUAUGCAACAAAAGUUAUUUUCAAAGCCGUGGAAGAUCCUAUUCCAUCCAGAUCCAAAAAAACAUUCACCAGUAGGCUGAAGCUCCCUUCAAACUUAGACCUAACCAUCACAAACUGUAGCAUUAUUUCUGUGGAGUACUUUCUCAAGGUGUAUCUGGAUGUUCCCUAUGAUAUCGAUCCAUACAUUGUAUUUCCACUGGUCAUUAUUCCAGCUGGCCAGUACAGCAUUCCACAGCAAAACCAAGUUGAUUACCAAGCCAGUCAGAACAGACAAGAAUCAGCAUGGAUGAGUUCUAGAUUACAGCCAGAACUUUUUGCCUCCCCACAUGUUCCUGCUGCUACUGCCUUUGGUCUAGCUCCAAAUCUAUUCCCGAGUAUGCUUGCUCCACCAGCCAAUCCAGCGGAACCACCGCCUUCCUAUACAGAUAUCUUUCCAGACUCAAAUCCAUCAGCAUCAGGAUUCAACCCAUCUCUCUUAUCUCUCUGUCCUCCACCAUACACCACUAUGGUUUCUUUACAUACUUCUCACCAGCACACAUCAGAUUGUCCAACACCAGAGAGUCCAAGCAGCAGUUACCUCCAUCACCGUCUUUAUGGCAGUGCGACUGUGGCAAAUGCAAAGCGGCACAAUGUUGAGAGACAUUUCAGAACGUGUCACGCAAGCUACCAUGCUAACUACCUGCCGCAAAAAGCAAACGACGCCUCAUUUAGAGCUACAAAUUUCUUGAUUAAGAAAAAGAAGGCAUUUUCAGAAGGGGAGGUUUUCAGAGAAGCAAUGAUGAUAAUUGAAAAAACUGUGCUUAAAGACAAGAAAUAUGGAACGAAUGUAAUCUCCACUUUCUCCGAUGUCCAACUGGAGGCAACUACAAUGGUUAGAAGAGUGUUGUCUAUGUCUGGGAACUUGGCCGAUCAGCUGGACCGGGAUCUGGCGAAGUGCAGGUGGUUCAGAAUCCAGUGUGACGAGUUUGUGGACAGCAGCAGCUUCAGAGGAAGUGUCUGCUGUUUACAGUCGCUCCCGCUGUGCUCGAAGGAAGAGCUCGGGGUGUUUAGUUCGUUCGCGCGUUGUGCUACAAAAUACUACACUAAAAUGUCCACGGUCAAGCAGCUUUCCUUGACUUACGACGCGGUUAAUAGCAGCAACACGUUCACAAAUGGCGAUGUGAUCAAUGGCCGAGUCGUUUUCGAAGUCACCAAAGAAGUAACGAUUGAAAGCUUAUAUAUAAAAUGUAAAGGAGAUGCAAGAGUGAAAUGGAGCGAGAGGCGCAAUGACAAAACUUAUUCUUACAGUGCAAAUGAGAGAUACUUCAAAAUCAAACAGUACUUCAUUAAGGAUCCCAAGAAAGGAAAUGAAGAUCCUGGGGUUAUAUUAGCAGAGGGAGAGAUCUACAGCAAUGUAGUUAAGCCCGGAAACCAUGUUUAUCCAUUUAGCUUCCAACUGCCCCAUGGAAAUUUUCCGGCAUCUUUUAAAGGACAUUAUGGCUCAGUAAAGUACAUUCUUGAAGUCACACUGGAUCGUUCAUGGAAGAUGGACCGCACUGAAACAAAAGAAUUCAUCUUUGUGCCAAGGCUUAGUGGUGUUAAUUUAAUGAGCCCCCAGACUGGAUCUAUCGAAAAAAAGAUGAAACUUUUCACCUCUGGAAGCACCUCAAUGAAAGCCACAAUUGACAAGAUGGCUUUUAUGAGAGGUGAGGUCAUGAAGGUUUCCACUGACAUUGAUAACUCUUCAUCCCGUGAUCUCAAGAUAAAGUACAGUAUGGAGCAAAAACAGACUUUUCAUGCACAGGGUCACUCCAAGUAUUCGUCUCGUUCAAUUUUCAAAGUUGUCGGGGAUCCUGUUCCAGCUGGGUCAAAGCAAACAAUCAACACAAACCUGACACUUCCAGAAAAUCUGGAAAUGACCAUUACAAACUGUAAUAUUAUCAAACUGGAGUACAUAUUUAAGGUCUAUCUGGAUGUACCCUAUGCAAGUGACCCAGAGAUUUGCUUCUCAGUGAUCAUUCUCCCUGCAGGCAAUAUUUUCGUUCCAGUACAAAACCAACCAGCUUUUCAGCCUAAUGGGAUCCCAAUUGGGCCAGGAUGGAACCAACCUCUACCUCAGCCUGAAUUUGGUCCCAUACCCCCAGGUGCUACCUUUGGACCAGCUCCAGGGUUUCAUCCUGGUCCGUACCCCUCACCUGCCUAUUCAAAUCCAGUAGAUCCUCCUCCUUCCUAUGCAGACCUCUAUACAAAUCCAAACGCAACAGCCCCAGGAUUCAACCAAGCACUGUCGGCUCCAUCAGCUCCACCACCUUAUAAUCCUCAAUACCCUUUAAUGGGUUAUCCAAAUCCAGGUGUCCCUCAGCAACCUCAAGUUCCGAGUGCCCCACAGUUCUGUCCAGGGCCCGAUGGCCCAGGCUGUGUUCCAGCAGAAGCCCCCCCAGGAUACUGGCCAAAUCCAACCACACAACCAGAACCAUAUCCAACUAAAUCCCCUGGGAAACAUGAAUGAUCACAAUGUUUGAUGAAACAAGAAAUUAAGGUAUGAUGUCAUAGUAGAGGGCGUUAGGAUUGCUGGAAUAUACAUAUACACAACAUGUUCAUAUUAUAUUGUGCUAAUAUAUUAUUAUUACUACACAAUGCAUGUUUAUCUAUAUUAUUAUUAUUGUAUUUUUUUUUAAUCUCAUUUCAUUUUCAAACAGAUUGUCAGUUCAGUAAACUAGACAAAUCGAUCAGAACGCAUUUUUACUAUCAAACAAAUACCAGUGAAUAGUGAAAUCACUAUUCUCAAAUGAAAAUAAAAUGCUAAAGAACCAAAGAUGAUAAAAUACAUGUUUAAAAAAAAAAGGAAACUUGAAACAGAAGGGAAAGAGUUAAUUGAGAUUUGUGGCAACAUUAGCCAGCAUUCAUUCUAUUCUGUAAAAAUAAAAUGUUUGGGUUUAUACCCCCAUAUUCAUAAAUGCUGAACAAACAAAUAAUGAACAAACAGAUUAUUAGUGAGGUUUCAGGCUUAAUUGUGAAUGUUUGCUUAACUGGCUUCUGUCAGUAUUAUGCUACAAAUAAAGACCAACUAACAACCAAUAGUUGGCCACCUCAUCUCUAUAUGAGCUUCAUAUGUUCAUAUAUGAGCUUAUAUGAGGACUUUUGCUUAAUAUUUAUUUCACCAAAAAAGCCAAGCUGCAUCUAUUUCAAUAUUUCAAUGGUGCAUGUUUGGUGAAUAUUACUUGAUGUUUCACCAGAAAUGUUUUCUUUUUGCAACUGAAGAACUUUUUGUGAAAACCGAAUGACAACAAAAUCCAAAAAACUAGCCAGAAUUUAUGAGCUUCAUGCCUUUCAAUGGUGCUCUAAUUAUUUUAUCUAUAUAGUCUAAAAUGUAAGUAUAAUGACAAUAAUUUGGCAAACACUUUAUCCAGGGGGCUUGUAUUUAUCUCAUUCAUAACACCGAGCAACUAUGGAAUCAAGGGCCUUGUUUAGGGGCCCAGGAGUGGCAGCGUGGUGUGGCUGGGAUUUGAACUCACAAAAAUCCAGUGCCUUAAUCAUUAAGAUACCACCUCCAAUAUGCAUCCAGAGUUCACUGUAUUUUACAAAGCUCUUUUCUUGUUCUGUUCUUGAACAAUUAAAAAGUAAACACCUGAGAACUAAAUAAAUGCUGUUAAACAUUUUGUUGUAUGUGACUAUAAGACAUUCUAUUUCGCACACUUCCUGAUACAUAAUACAUAUAUGAUACAUCUACUUCCAAAGUUAUUUCAAAGAUUUAUUUUGUAAUGAUUUAUUGUCAACAUUUUUAUAAAGAUUAUUAUUCUUGUUUUUACAUUUAUUCAAAAUAUUGGCCUUGUGUUUAUGGCAAUUACUAUUACAGCAUGUAACCAAGAAAAAGUGAUAUAGUGAUCAUUUAAUAAUUGAUAUGCCAUAAUUAGUAAUAGUGUAAUUCUUAACAUAAAAAUAAUAAUAACCAUGAAUAAUUUGUACAAAAUGUAUACAGCCUGCAUUUUAUUCCAAUGUGUAAUGAACAGAAUGAACUUGGUAGACUGCUUGUUCAUCUAAUCAACAAAUGAACAGUUUUGCAACUACAGAUAAAAGCCAGAUAUGGAUUUCACUGUCAGCAAAAGAUGACUCAUGAUAAUUUCACUGCACACCACUCCCUCUGUAAACAUGACUGAAGUCACGAAAGACUGACUAGGUACAAAAAGGGUGUUGCACUGCAUUCAUAUUACAUCUCAAGUGACCUUAAUAGAGUUCUUAUAUAGUGUCUACCCUAAUCCUCAUCUAACAUUGGAGAAAUCUGUCUUUGCGUAUUACUUCUCAUUAAUCCCUCGUCAGUAUAGUAAAACAAUUCAAUCUUCGCCUGUAUUUCCAGCGUUCAACAUACAACAGAACACUCAAGAGUACAUAAUAGUGAUAUUAAAUAGGAGGGUGAGAGGGUUAGAUGGGAUACUAAAUUAAAAAAAAUGUAGCCAUAGCUCAAUAACAAAACUACCAGGUUAAUGCAUUAGGUAAAUGCAAGGUCUUAUCUAUCACUUAAUAAGAACAAUGCAGAGCAAAUGAUCACAUGCACAAUAUUCCUAUUUUGUGCUUCAUGUCUGUAAGGGUCUACUGGGUUUUUGUAUUUUCUUCAAAUACCAAACAUUGUAAACAUAAAAGUUGUAUGUUAAAAUAAAAACAAAUAUUACAGUUCAA
Molecule: messenger RNA, 5432 nt
Organism: Silurus meridionalis
Lineage: Eukaryota; Metazoa; Chordata; Actinopteri; Siluriformes; Siluridae
Exons: 15
Coding region: 43-3267 (1074 amino acids)
Biological process (GO): protein transport
Cellular component (GO): plasma membrane; cytoplasm
Source: RefSeq, a predicted model, not a curated record